Archocentrus centrarchus (flier cichlid) is the source of this 1609-nucleotide messenger RNA. It is a transcript of the gene prpf19, whose product is annotated as pre-mRNA processing factor 19. Gene Ontology annotation, cellular component: cytoplasm; Prp19 complex; U2-type catalytic step 1 spliceosome. NCBI's taxonomy places the organism in Eukaryota, Metazoa, Chordata, Actinopteri, Cichliformes, Cichlidae. The record is from RefSeq and is a predicted model, not a curated record. The transcript has 16 exons. Gene Ontology annotation, biological process: mRNA splicing, via spliceosome; protein ubiquitination; DNA repair. Gene Ontology annotation, molecular function: ubiquitin protein ligase activity; protein binding. Bases 1 to 1518 code for a protein of 505 amino acids.
AUGGCUUUGGUUUGUGCAAUUUCCAACGAAGUGCCAGAGCACCCGUGCGUCUCCCCGGUGUCCAACCAGGUGUUUGAGCGCAGGCUGAUCGAGAAGUACAUCGCGGAGAAUGGGACGGACCCCAUGAACGGGCAGCCGCUGUCCGAGGAGCAGCUCGUAGAUAUCAAAGUGGCCCAUCCUAUUAGACCAAAGGCACCAUCAGCAACCAGUAUUCCUGCUAUUCUCAAGUCCCUUCAAGAUGAGUGGGAUGCUGUUAUGCUUCAUAGUUUCACCUUGCGGCAGCAGCUGCAGACUACUCGCCAAGAACUUUCACACGCCCUCUAUCAACAUGAUGCCGCAUGCAGAGUCAUCGCUCGACUCACCAAAGAGGUCACAGCUGCAAGAGAAGCUCUUGCCACACUUAAACCCCAGGCUGGGUUGGUUGCCCCUCAGGCAGUCCCUGCUUCUCAGCCAACUGCAGCAGGUGCUGGUGGAGAGCCUAUGGAGAUUAGUGAACAAGUGGGAAUGACCCCAGAAAUCAUCCAGAAGCUCCAAGACAAGGCUACUAUCCUCACUACAGAGAGAAAGAAGAGAGGCAAAACUGUCCCAGAGGAUCUGGUUAGAGCUGAGGAUCUCGGCAAAUACCGCCAAGUGGCCUCCCAUGCUGGUCUUCAUAGUGCCAGCGUGCCUGGUAUCCUGGCUCUGGAUCUGUGUCCCUCAGACACCAACAAAGUGCUCACUGGUGGAGCUGAUAAGAACGUGGUGGUGUUUGAUAAGAAUGAGGAGCAGAUUGUGGCAACACUCAAGGGUCACACCAAGAAGGUCACCUCUGUCAUUUACCACCCAUCUCAGUCGGUGGUCUUCUCCGCCUCUCCAGACACCACCAUCCGUGUGUGGUCUGUCACCGGGGGCAACUGUGUGCAGGUGGUACGUGCCCACGAGGCAGGCGUCACUGGGCUCUCUCUACAUGCUACUGGAGAUUACCUGCUCAGCUCCUCUGAGGAUCAGUACUGGGCCUUUUCUGAUAUCCAGACUGGCAGAGUCCUCACCAAAGUUACUGAUGAAAGUGCUGGCUGUGCUCUCACAUGCGCUCAGUUCCACCCCGAUGGUCUCAUUUUUGGCACCGGUACGGCUGACUCCCAGAUCAAGAUUUGGGAUCUGAAGGAGCGCACCAACGUGGCUAACUUCCCAGGCCACUCUGGACCUGUCACCUCCAUUGCUUUCUCUGAGAACGGAUACUAUCUGGCCACAGGUGCCCAGGACAGCUCUCUGAAACUGUGGGAUUUGAGGAAACUGAAGAACUUCAAGACCAUCACUCUGGACAACAACUAUGAGGUGAAGUCCCUCGUGUUUGAUCAGAGUGGUACCUACCUGGCUGUAGGAGGGUCUGACAUCCGUGUCUACAUCUGCAAGCAGUGGUCUGAGGUCCUCAACUUCACAGACCAUACAGGAUUGGUGACUGGAGUGGCGUUUGGAGAAAAUGCCCGGUUCCUGACCUCUACAGCGAUGGACAGAAGCCUCAAAUUUUACAGUUUGUAGAAAAGCAGAAAUUCAAGGGGAGGAGGACAACUAAGAGGAGAACAGUCUGUCAGAGCUGCCCGCUACCCAUGACCCAGUAAUUGUCAAAAAA